This is a messenger RNA of Kockovaella imperatae, 1187 nucleotides long. Its product is annotated as putative short chain dehydrogenase/reductase. The record is from RefSeq and is a predicted model, not a curated record. Gene Ontology annotation, molecular function: oxidoreductase activity. Bases 126 to 1034 code for a protein of 302 amino acids. NCBI's taxonomy places the organism in Eukaryota, Fungi, Basidiomycota, Tremellomycetes, Tremellales, Cuniculitremaceae. The transcript has 15 exons.
CCUCCAACAACACAACGAACGGCUUCAUCGGACCGGUCGGGAUCCGUUCCGAAUCCGCACCCGAACUUGAGUCGUUGGUCAUCCUUCGUUUCACCUUGAUCGGACGCUGUAGAGCAACUCGUACCAUGUCCAACGUCUCGUUCGCACUUGAAGACAUCUUUGGCGUCAAGGGACAGGUCGUACUCGUCACUGGUGGAGGCACAGGAAUAGGACGAGCCAUCGCGAGUGGAUUUGCAUGCAAUGGAGCAAAAGUCUAUAUCACGGGACGUCGACUCGACGUACUGAAGAAGACAGCCGAGGAGAUUGGCAAGCUCACUCGCAUGGGCGGGGAGGUGAUACCUCUUCAGGGAGAUGUAUCUACCAAGGCCGCCGUUCAAACGAUAGCAGAAGCAUUCGGAGCGAAAGAAGAAAGGCUCGACUCGCUUAUCAACUGCGCCGGGAUCUCGAAACCUUGGAGGACAGAGAUCAAGGAUCACAAUGAUCCCGAACAAGUGCUACAAGCCAUGCAGGCUACUGAGGAUGAAGACUGGGAGAUCACCAAUCAGAUCAACGUCAAUGGUGUCUACUAUAUGACCACCUUUAUGAUCCCAUUCUUGCGAAAGGCAUCUCAUCCGAGUGUCGUGAACAUUGCCUCCAUCGCCGGUCUAGCUAACCAACGGGCAAUGGGAAGUCUGACGUAUGGAGUCAGCAAGGCAGCCACGAUUCACCUUGGCGAUCUUCUCGCUGGCAGGUUGCAUCCGUUCAAGAUUCGCGUCAACACCAUCUGCCCCGGGAUCUUUCCCUCUGAAAUGACGGGCUCCUCAGGCACAACAGCGUCCGACCAUGAGAAGAUGGGUCAUGCGGCGCAAAAAGCCGCCUUGAGGUCGACUGUCGGUCGGGCGGGACAACCUGAAGAGAUCGCUGGACCUGUGAUGCUUCUCUGUAGUCGUGGUGGACAAUUCAUGGAUAACGCAUUGCUUACCGUCGAUGGAGGGCGAUUGAUGGGCGCCGGGAUAAACGAUGGUAUUCGGAUGCCAGAGCACACUUUUACUUGAGGGCCCGCAUACUUUUACUUGAGGUAGUGGCCUUAAGAAUCGAGACAUACUAUGCAUGACAAGCAUGUAGGUGUAGGGAAGGAAGGGGGGUUUUGAGAGGGGACCACUUUGGCUUGCUUCGUGCGUCGCGCUUCGUGGGUUACUUGCUUUGCG